AUGUCACGGUGAGGCUGGAGCUUCAGGUUCUUUGCCCCGGCCUGUCCCGGCCGGUUGGAACCGGACCCCUACGCAGCACCGACUCAGGCUUUCGCCCGAGCUGCUACGGGUCCAGACUCGGUUGCCUAGGCGGCGGACCGUGGAGGCGGAGCCGCCGCGGGCGGGGGCGGAGCUCGGCGGGGCGAGCCGCCCAUUGGCCGCUGGGCUUCCGGGUGCGAGCCGCGGGCCGCCCCGCUGGUCCCCCGUUCCCCGAGCGCCUUUUCCCACCCAGGGAGGCGUUAACCUAGCCGGGGCGAGCCGCUGUGUCUAGAAGUUUUGGAUAGACGAUUAUACUCCGUCAUUCGGUACCCGUAGCUUUAUUUUCCAUGACAGAUCUUGACGACAGUACAUGCAAAAGAUAUAUAAAGAUGAUUACUAAUAUCGUAAUAUUGAGCCUGAUCAUUUGCAUUUCCCUAGCAUUCUGGAUUAUGUCAAUGACCGCUAGCACCUAUUAUGGUAACUUGCGCCCUGUUUCCCCUUGGCGUUGGCUGUUCUCCGUUGUUGUUCCCGUUAUGAUUGCCUGUAAUGGCUUUAAAAAGAAAAGUCUAGAUCACAGUGGAGCUUUAGGAGGGCUAGUGGUUGGAUUUAUCUUAACCAUUGCAAAUUUCAGCUUCUUCACGUCUUUGCUGAUGUUUUUCCUGUCAUCUUCAAAGCUCACUAAGUGGAAAGGAGAAGUGAAGAAGCGUCUAGAUUCAGAGUAUAGGGAAGGAGGCCAGAGGAACUGGAUUCAGGUAUUCUGUAAUGGAGCCGUGCCCACGGAGCUGGCCCUGCUAUACAUGAUAGAAAAUGGCCCCGGGGAAAUACCCAUAGAUUUUGCCAAGCAGCCUACUGCUUCCUGGAUGUGUUUGUCUCUCCUGGCUGCACUGGCCUGCUCCGCUGGAGACACCUGGGCUUCUGAGGUUGGUCCCGUUCUGAGCAAAAGCUCACCUCGGCUGAUCACAACCUGGGAGAAAGUUCCAGUUGGAACCAACGGAGGAGUCACAGUGGUGGGACUCGCCUCCAGUCUCCUCGGUGGGACCUUCGUGGGCCUGGCGUACUUCCUCACGCAGUUGCUGUUUGUCAAUGAUCUAGACAUCUCUGCUCCCCAGUGGCCCAUUAUUGUAUUUGGAGCUCUGGCUGGGUUACUAGGAUCAAUUGUGGACUCAUACUUAGGGGCAACAAUGCAGUUUUCUGGUCUGGAUGAAAGCACUGGCCUGGUGGUCAGCAGCCCAGCCCAGGAGACCAAGCACAUAGCAGGGAAGCCCAUCCUAGAUAACAAUGCCGUGAACCUGUUCUCCUCGGUUUUGGUGGCGCUCUUGCUCCCUACAGCCGCUUCAGGGUUUUGGCCCAGAGAGUGAACUUUCUUUUCCUCCCAGCUGGUUGAUACUGGUGAGUCCAGCAAAGUCGCAAUGUGAAGGUUUUUUUUUUUUCUAGUUAAUAAUAAUUUUGCCGACCUUGGGAACAUCGUCUCCUCCCGUGUUCUGCUGUGGUGGGAUUCCACAUCGUCCUCUCAGCUCCGUCACAGCUGACGCCAGUUCCGUCACAGCUGACGCCUUCGCAGUGAAAGGCUAAAGUUAUAUGCAUUCUUCUACCACAUGAAGCUUCUUGAACGAUGGAGCUCUUACUGCCCUCUGUGGUUGUCUGUUGAACCGCAAGUCCUUGGUCUUGUUAUUUUGUUCAGUUUCUAAAGACCAAGGGUGUUGAUAAUUUAAAAUGGUUCCCACUUGGAUAGAGACAUAGCACUUUGGCGAUUGCCCAGAGUUACAUUGGCUUUAAUGACUUAACCCAAUACACAUGGAAGCCCAAAUAAGUAUCCUAACUUGUGGCUCUCCAGUCCCAGCUGUGAAAAAUGCAAGUGCUGGUACUCCACAUUUGCCUUUCUUUCUCCCAGCUAAUAAUGUAACUGUUUGGGCAAAUUUCUUUUUCAUCACAUUAGAAAAUGUGAAGAAAAUUAAUUUUUACAAAAAGAAAUCAUUUAAAUUUGAACUUUUCGGAUGAAGGUGUAGCUUGGUGGUAGGGUUUGCCUCUGCACACAGAACCCUGGUUUAGAUGCCCAGCGCAGAAAGAAAGUUAUACCUUACACAUUCAGGUCUUUGAAAUACACAUAAGAAUCUGGAUUCCAUACCACCAUGUGGAACAGUUAAUGAGUCACUGGAAAAAUAAUGUAAUUAUUUUUUUUUAAUUUCCUUUCAUUUGAACUCUGAGGUUCAUGUUGAUAGUCCCUGGAAAUGCCGUGAUUUCCCACCAUGAACCUUCUCAGUCCUGCAUCCCUGUUCUUUGUGACUGUGUUCCUCACUGUGUCUUCCCUUGUACAAAAGAGGGUUCGAAGGAGCAGUUCAUUUUAUUAAAUAUGUCCUGAAAUGUU
Chionomys nivalis (European snow vole) is the source of this 2383-nucleotide messenger RNA. It is a transcript of the gene Faabtp, whose product is annotated as transmembrane protein 19. The coding region runs from base 366 to 1376 and encodes 336 amino acids. NCBI's taxonomy places the organism in Eukaryota, Metazoa, Chordata, Mammalia, Rodentia, Cricetidae. Gene Ontology annotation, cellular component: membrane. The record is from RefSeq and is a predicted model, not a curated record. The transcript has 7 exons.